CCCCAGUGACAGCCCUAGCUAGUGGGCAGGCUCGCCACAAAGACUCAAACGUGCCUCACCUAGUGCACUGGUAAAUAAACGGGAAUGUGACAGCGAAUGGGAUUAUCUGCGGCCAACAGGACACACCGGUCCGUUUGACAUCUGUCUGAUAACCCGAAGAAGUGUAUUCCUGGGUUUCCAACGGUUUUAUCGCGUAACCACCCAGGAAUGCAUGUAGUCUGAUCCGUUUUGAAAUGCAGCAGUUGGAGUGUUAGGUCUGCACAGCACAGUGUCGUGGUAUCGAAUGCAAAAUUAGAAUCCGCAAAAAACUGUAUGCUUUAUAAUAAUAUUCACCUAGUAUAUAGCGAACUGUUGAGAAAAAAAGGGUUUCUGGUACUGACAGACGUAUGGAUUGUGGAAUGCUACUCUAUUAAUUACCGUCCGCAUAGAUCCACUGGCUUCUAGGCUGGUAAUUUCUUCUUCAAUUCAGUAAUAAUUUGAAGCUUUGCGUUUUAUUUUUAGACAUAAAAUUGGAAAUUAUCUGUUUGAGAGGUGGGGUGAAGUGGGUAAUUCAAAGCGAUCGUCUAUUUAUGGGUUAAGGUGGCUCGGCGUGUAAUGAUAAAUAACAUUUAAAAAUGAGUAUCUCCGCUUUUGUCAAGUUCAGCCUGCCUCACGAAUACAAUAUGUAGGGUACUUCCACUUUUUAAAUCGAAGCAAUACCUGGAAUGUUAAGAAACAGGUCCCUAGAAAUGGAAGGAAUCGAGCACGCCAUGCAGAAGAAGGCUGCAGAGCUGGAGCGCGUGGCGGAGGUUCUGGUCACUGGGGAGCAGUUGAGGCUUCGCCUCCAUGAGGGAAAGGUUAUUAAAGAUCGCAGGCACCAUCUCAGGACCUACCCCAACUGUUUCGUAGCUAAAGAGCUGAUUGACUGGCUGAUGGAGCAUAAGGAAGCAUCUGACAGAGAAAUGGCAAUCAAGAUUUUGCAGAAACUACUGGACCAGAGCAUCAUUCAUCAUGUCUGUGAUGAACACAAAGAAUUCAAAGAUGCAAAGCUCUUCUACCGUUUCAGGAAAGAUGAUGGAACCUUCCCAUUGGAUAAUGAAGCCAAGAUUUUCAUGCGAGGGCAAAGGUUAUAUGAAAAGCUGAUGACCACAGACAGCUCUUUGGUGCAGACGAGGGAGGAGGAUGGAGUGAAGUUUGAGCGGACGCUGGUGGCCUCCGAGUUUGUGGACUGGCUGGUCCAGGAGGGAGAGGCGUCCACCCGGGAGGAGGCGGAGCAGCUGGGCCGGAGGUUGCUGGAACAUGGCAUCAUUCAGCAUGUGACCAACAAGCAUCACUUUGUGGACAGGGGCCUCCUGUACCAGUUCAAGAUGAACUUCAGGAGGAGGAGGAGGCUGAUGGAACUGCUCAGCGAGAGCUGCCGGUCCAUACCCGAGAGCCACGACAGCCCCUUCUGUCUGCGCAAACAGAAUCAAGACACAGGCAACAACAGCUUCCUUUCAGUCAGCCCCACCAAGGAGAUCAAGAUCGUGUCUGCCGUGCGCAGGAGCAGCAUGAGCAGCAGCUGUGGCAGCAGUGGCUAUUACAGCAGCAGCCCCACCCUGAGCAGCAGCCCCCCCGUGCUCUGCAACCCCAAGUCAGUCUUGAAGAGGCAAGUCAGACCCGAGGAGCUGCAGACCCCUGGGGGCCCUUUUAUAAAGAAGACAUUCACAAUUGUGGGGGACGCUGUGGGCUGGGGGUUCGUGGUGCGAGGCAGCAAGCCCUGUCACAUCCAGGCAGUGGAUCCAAGCGGCCCUGCUGCUGCUGCGGGAAUGAAGGUUUGCCAAUUUGUGGUCUCUGUCAACGGACUAAACGUUCUUUCCUUGGAUUACAGGACAGUCAGCAACCUCAUUCUGACUGGCCCACGAACCGUUGUUAUGGAAGUCAUGGAGGAAGUUGAUUACUGAAACGGGAAGUGAGGGCUGCCUCAUACUUCAGAGAGAAUCUGAAGAACCAAAGAAACACAGACCUACCAAGCUAAAUUACCUCUGGAUAAUACUUAACAUUGAAAGCUCCAGUGCAGUUUUCUUGUAGAGUUAUCCUCAAACGUAUUCAGAGGGAACAAAAUAUUUUAAUAUGACUACAUACCAUACAGUCUACCGUUCAAUGAUUUUUAAGGCCAGGUGAAGUGUAAUGUCCUCCCUUUGAAGAAGGUAUUAAUAUGAGGUUAUACAUACAAAUCGUAUGCCAGGUACAUUAAGUAUAGAGCACAGAUGUAUAGGUAAAAUGUUUCGUAAAGCAUUACAAAGUAAUGUAAUGAGGGGGCUGUUCACAAAAUAUAAAAAUAUAUCUCCUCUCUCUCAUUAGUUAUUGGUCAUAGAAUUAUGGAUGAACAUUUCAAAUCCUGUAUGUAAAAUAUAUGUGUAAUUGCUUUACACAAAGCUUUAACAGAGUGCUACUAUAAACAACACUUCAAAAGUACAAUAUGUUAUCUUACUAUUCUAAUACAAAAAAGUGUUUUUUGUAAGUAGCACUAACUAAAGAGUUUCUAUUAGUACCAUUUUAAAAACUAGUUCAGUUUGUAGAAGGCUGCCUCUGUAAAUUGGAGUAAUGCAUGGCUGAAGAGAGUGUUCAUACUGAAAAAUGCUUGCUGUACAUUAUGUCUGGGUACACAGAACAGUAAGCAUCAGUGAUUCCUAUCACUUUUACACAGGGAUCUCCACUAAGUGGACUCAUUUACUACUUCUUACUAAUGAAGUAAAUCAGAUCACCGAAGGUGAAUUUCUUUUUUCAGCACACUAAGCACUACUGUCAUAGUCAAAAGAAAGCUGAGAAUAAAUGGAGGAAUGUGUGAGUCUUUAGCAAACCUUCAUCUCAAGUCUGGCUUACACUACUGAAAAAUUAUGAAUCUGGGAGAAAAAGAAAAUUAAAAUAUAAAUACUGGGAGUGGAUCCCAGAAGUGUUUGUGGUUUACUCUGCUAGUGUGAUUCAGUUGCUUUGUCUAUUAGAUUGAGUUCACUGGAUUGUUUUGUUAUCAAGGGUUAUACUGUAGCUUUUAACAGACAGUGUGAGCUGACCUUUUUUUACUUCCAGUUACUAUAAAGGUCAAUGAGGUUAAGGUUAUCGAUCUGAAAAACUCCCAGAGAUAAAAUACAAAUAUAGGUAGCGUGUGAUGUUAGCUUAUUCAAACACUGUCCAAUGGAUCAAUGAAAUUUGAUAUGUAUAGAAGGGACCCACAGGCACUGCCAUGGACAUCAUAAGUAAACAGUAAAAGAGCCUAGGUAAGAACCUAGGAAAAUGCACUUAACGUCUUAUUCAAGGUCUCCAUUUAGUUGACCCUAAAGACAUCGGUUGACUUUAUUUUUGUUUUAUACCUUCAAGGAGUUUGAAUACUUGAAUUUAAUUCCCUUUAGUCAAAGACUAAAAUGUUCAUUUUUGUUUAACCUGUCAGUUAAGGACAUGGCUCUUCUUUGGAAAAAUCAGAAUUAAAUCUGAGUACUUGUGCAUAUAAAUAUAUGGGAAUCUGCUCUCUUUCUGGAAGAAUAUAUUCUGUCAGAUUCUGAUUGCAUAAUUUUUACAGUACAGUUUGUGGUGUCACUGGGGGAAAAAUUGAUGUAAAAGAGAUGUUACUCACACCACUCUGUUCUUCUCCGUUACUCUUGUCUGUUGAUUUUCCGAUCCCAGUCCGUAAUCCGUUUUCCCUAUCCUUAAACUAUCCAAGUUCCAAAGUCCGUAAAUCACCUGAAUAGGCCUUUUCCAAAAGUGGGUUACCUGGUUCUCCUUGGCGGCCAUUUUGCUCAGGUCUAUAUCAAGUAUAUUCCGUUCCGAAAAUACUGGUUAUGAAUGACCCUUCCCCAGGUCCUCUUACAAGUUGUUUGAAUAGGGCAUCUAACCUUAUAAAUAUUGUUUGUUUAUGUUCUUUAUAUGUAGGGAGGGAUACAACUUACAACCACAAUAGAGCACUUACAACAAAAGCAAUCAGUAGCAAGUACUAGUGUAUGCUUAGUGUUAAAUAAUUAGACAAGCAGUCUCUAAAAUUAAAAUAAAAAUAUUCUAACCUAAAAAGCUAGGCUUAAUGAUGGAUAAAAACAUGUCUUGCAUUAAGCUUCUGCUUAUACUGUAUAUACUUAUAGUGUAAAAGAAUAUUGAUUUUCUUUACUGUGAAAAAUAAAAAUGUCUUUAACGCUGUUAAAAACAGUGUAACUUUUAGCCAAAAUGCUUGAUUAUCAUUUAGGUAUAAAAAAAAACAUAUGGUUGUUAUUUUAGAAAGAAAGAGGUAUAUUGUGUGAUAAAAAAAGUUCACCACCUCUAAUUCUAUGUCUCUAUACACACAAAAUAAGUUAAGUCUACAAAUGUGUUAAUAUAUCUUAUGAAUAUAUAUAGAAGAUAUUAAUGGAAAGUGGUGUUUGCAAAGCGGUAGUUUUUGAAAAGCAUUUUAUAUUGCAUUUCUGUUUUUAUCAUUGAAGAAUAACAUUUGAUUAAACAUAUGAACGUUUACAGCUUAUUGCCAAACAAUGUGAAUACUGAGGAGUCUGAAAGGCAAAUCAGUAAGUGUUUGCUUUCCAUCAAAGCUAAAACCAUAUACAAUCUUAUCAAGAGAAUUUUAAAUUCAGUGAUAAAUACAUAUUCUGAGGUUGGUCUUGUUUCUUUCUGACAAGGCUGAGACUAAGUAGUGCAAGCUGCUGAAAAUAGGUGUACUGAAAAAUGGACUUUUAUGUAGAAGAAAAUAAGCUUUGGUAAAGUUAUGUUGAUAAAAGAACUAAUACAGCAGAAACAGCCUUAGAAGAGUAAGUGGUGCUUAUUUAUGUUUGCUUUGCUCAGCUCUAUACAGGUACAAAUGUCUAAUGAAUGCCUUAAUACUGUUUUUUUAUGAUUAUUAAUCUUGUGCACCACUUACUAAUUACAAUUAACCUUAUUUAAAACUUAUUAUGUAUCUUUUAAAGGUUUUUUGUAUUUACUCCCAAGUUUUUGCUCACCUGAUAAAAUCCAACAAAAAAUUCUCCUAACUUGGUGAAGUGUAAGAAAUGUUCAUGUUUACCCCUUUCAGUCGCAGUCAUCUCUUGAGUGGUUUGAACCUCUUUCACUACCCUUCAGACACCUGGGAGCCAAAUUUGCAGUGGAACAAAGAGUUCGAAAAAUGAACCUGCAUUUGUUUUUCUUAUGAAAGACUUGAAGCUAUUUACUGACAAUCAAUGGUGAAUUUUCUGCUGGACAAUCUAAAAUGAAAAUCUAGUUUUUCUACAUUGUUCAUCUGCCAGUGUUACUUUUUUGUAGAAUUUGUAACAAAAUACAGUACAUCUAAAAAGGGACAACAAUCAUAUUACAUUUACAUUUAUGAAGCCAGACUAGCUUGCUCAUGACAGAUGUUUGUGUUUUGACGCUGUUCUUAUAAUCAGAACAAUGAAAAGGUGGGAAUGUAUCAAACCACAUUUUGCUAAAUGAAAUGUUUCAUUCUGGGUGUUUUAUUAGGCUCAAUUGAUUAAACCUUGUUUCCUUUUCAUUUUGGAAAUUAAAAAAUAAAAAGCUGCUGAUAACUGUU
Lepisosteus oculatus (spotted gar) is the source of this 5494-nucleotide messenger RNA. RefSeq names its product DEP domain containing MTOR-interacting protein (gene deptor). The record is from RefSeq and is a predicted model, not a curated record. Gene Ontology annotation, biological process: negative regulation of TORC1 signaling; negative regulation of protein kinase activity; intracellular signal transduction. NCBI's taxonomy places the organism in Eukaryota, Metazoa, Chordata, Actinopteri, Semionotiformes, Lepisosteidae. Gene Ontology annotation, molecular function: protein binding.